CAUAGAUAUAAAAAUACGUUGACAACUAUAAUGAUAAAAUGGCGAGUUAGUAUGUGUUGAUUGUUAUUUUAAGAUUAUUUAUAAUCUGAGUGUAGGAAGAUUUUAAUUUAACAAAUUAAUAAUUCAUACGUGUUAUUUGGUUUUUACAUUCAUAUGCCAUGAAUUCAUUUGAUUCGAUUGAAUUUACUCAAUGUGUUUCUAAACUUUCCGAUGAAGAUCGCAAUUGUACUGCUAUUGAUGAAACUACCGGGGAAUUUUGCGGUGAAACUGAGACUUUAAAAAUUAUCGAUGAAUUUCAAAAAUUGUAUGAGACACGUAUUGAAAAUGUUGAUCGCGAAUUUGAAAAUAAAUUUGAUCAAGUUUGUAUGAAAUUAGAAAUUUCAAAGGAAUGGAUUAAAAAUUUAAAAGAACAAAACAUUAUGCUAGUACAAGUAGUAGAGGAUUUAGAACAAGCUGCUUGUAACAGAGUUAAAUUAUUAGAAGAAAAAUUGAAACAUUCAUCAAUGUUAGUUUCUGGAAAUAUGAAAAAGUCAACGAAUACAGAAAAGACUAUAAGUACACUUUUAAAUCGUGUAAGUAAUUUAGAAAAAGAUGAAGAAUGUAUGCAACAAAAAAUUGAAUUUCUUCAAAGUGAUAUUAGAGGAUUAUUAGAAUUAAUACGGCGUGCUGCACAAGAAAAUCAUUGGACUUUGGAUGAUAUAAAAUUUUUUGAAAUUCAACCUAGUGAUAUACCUGUUCCUACUAAUUGUACCUGUGAUCAGGAAGAUAUAAAUCACAAAAAAGUACAAUCUUUAAAAUUGCAAAUAAAAAAUUUUGAAGAAAAUGAAAAAAAAAUGAUUGUACACCAAAAAGAAUUAGAGGAUAAAUUAAUUGAUCUUAAUGCAAAAUUACAAAUAAAGGAAGAUACCAUUAAAACAUAUGCUUUUCAGUUUCAAAAUCUUAGUGAUAAUCUUAGAAGACGUGUUAAAUUUACAGAUCAAAUUGCAUGCAGUACAUUUAUAGAAAAUAAUCAAGAAACUUUUGAUAUUAUGUUAAUGGCUGAUAUUGUGGAAAAUCUAUUACUUGAAAAAGAUGUAGAAAUAAAAAUUUUGCACGAACGUUUACGCGACGCGAAAUCUAAUUUGGCAAUAACAAUUCGCGAUAGCGAUAUAAAUUUGAAUAAUUUAAAGAUUCAGUUGAAUGAAAAGUACAAGACAGUUCAAGACAUAGAGCAACAGAUGGCUAAUCUUCAAAAAGAAUCAGUAGAGAAGCAAAGUGUUUUAACAGCUGAAGUGAUGGAAAAAAAUGAAAUAGUAACUUCUCUUCAAAAAGAAAUGACUACAUUGCAAGAGCAAUGUCAUUAUGCAAAUAUGCAAAUUCAUUUUAAAGAGGGCAUCAUUAAAAAAAUGCGAAAAGAACUAAGACGAAUAGCUAAGUGUCUAUAUUCUAGUUUCUUUUCUUCUACUCAUAAUUGUUAUAACAAAAUUACUAUUGAUAAUCAAGAGAUGGAAUUUUUUUGUAAAUUAUGUGAAAAAAUUAUUGUAUCAAAAAUGAUGCAAACAUCUACAAAGCAUAAAAAUAAUUCUAUUUUACAAACUUAUAUUGAAAAUAUUUUGGAUUGUAAUAAAUUAACAAAAAAUAUACCUACAAUGAAAACAAAAGAAAAUAAAACAAUAGAUUAUUGUGCGAACACUGAGUUUAGUAAAAUUAAUAUGUAUACAAAAUUUCACAAUAUUGAUAAAAAAAUUUUGAAAUACAGCAAAAAAUUGCCACCUUUUAAUAUAUGUAAACAAUCUUUGGACAACAAAAAUGAUAUUAAAAAUCCAAGGAAUUCUAUAAGUCAACAGGAUGAAUUAAUUGGAAUAAUUAAUUCUUUACUUCAAAUAGAAAAUGAUAAUCUUUUUCAUACAGAAAAUUUAAAUUUAUUACCAAAUACAGAUAUUAAUCAAUUUAAGUUAAUGGAUAUAUUUAGAGAAUGUGCUGUUGAAGCACAAGUUACUAUGGAAGAUAUCAAAGAUGAAAUAAAUAUGAUUGUUUCUUCCUUUAAAUGUAGACAUCAAAAGUAUAUUGAUUUAAAUAAAGAAGUUUUGAAUGUACAAAAUCAGUUAAUAAAAUGUCGAGAAAAAAUAGCAAAUGUGAUUAAUAAAUUACAAUUACAAGAAGAAGAAAGAGUAAGACAUAAUGAUAGAAUUAUUUCAGGAGAGAAUAAAUUGAAAGAUAUAAAAAAUGAAAUAAAUAUUACUCAAUCUCAAUUAAGUCAUGUCAAUGAAAUGCAGUCUAAUGAAAAUAUGUCAUAUUGUGUAGAAGACAUAUCUAACUGUACAAAUAUAUCUAAUUAUGACUUAUUAUGUUCAAUAAUUGAAGAAAUAGAACAAACAUCAUCUAGUUUGCAAAUAUUUCAAGUUCAAGGGUGUUGUAUAGUAAAAGAUCUUGAGAAGUUGAAGAAUCAAUUUUGUGAAGUAGAUUUAUCCACAAAAAAAUUACAUGACAAAAUAGAUGAAACAUUGACAGAACAUGAUAUAGUAGAAAUAACACUAUCACAAAAAGAACAGAAAUUACAAAAAUUAGAAGAAGAAGUUGAUACAAUUCAUUUAAAAGUACAAGAUAUAUUAGAAACAUUUUUUUCUUCAAAAGAACAUAUUUUACAUGAAGUGUUACAAACUAAACAAAGUGUGAACAAGUUAAGAAAAGAAUAUGAUGAUUUAAAAUAUAAACUAUCGCAAAAAUCACUUAAUUCAGAAUGCGAUAAAAAAACAUGUUUAUGGAAAUCUAGAGUAACUGAUUUACAAGAUCAAGUUAAAAUAUUACAACACGAGGCCAAAUGCAAUGAAGAAGCAAAUAAUUUUUUAAGAAAUAAUAUUCAAUCAUUAGAAGAAGAGCUUCAUAUAAUACAUGGAAAAGCAGACAAUUAUAGACGAUCUCAUUCUAUAAACAACAUGAAAUUAAAAAAAAAAAUCAUAGAAUUAGAAAAUACUCUUAAAUUUCAAAAAGAAAUUGAAUGUACUCUUAGACGUGAAUUGAAUGAUAUCGAAAUUGAAUUAAAAAAAUCUAAAGAAUUAUUAAAUUCUUCCCACAAUGAAUAUAAUAUGGAAGAAACUUUGUUGCAAUGUAGCUGUUAUCAAUUUAGACAUGAUACAAUGACAGCACAUCAAUUAUUUAAAAAAUUAAAAAAUAGCAUAAAAUGUACAAAAAUUGGUCUUCAAGAACUUAAAACAGAACUUAAAAAAUUGAUUUGUGAAGAUUCUAAUUGUUGUUCUUCUGCAAGAUCAUUAAUGAAUUUAUUGGAAAUAUUACAAAAACAUGAAAGUGAAUUAGACAAUUGCUUUCAAGAAAUUGAAGAACUCAAAAAUGCAUUAUAUUCCAAAGAUAAACUUAUAGAAAAUAUGAAGGAAAUUAUUGAUAUUCAAAAAGAUUCCAUUGUAAUGACACAAACUGAAUUGAAAGAACUUCACCAAAAAUAUCAGGAAAAGAUCGAUAAUCAAAAUCAAAUAAUUUCUCAAUAUGAGAAGGAAAAGAAAGAUUUAUCAAAACAGAAUGAACUUCAAAUUCAAACUAUUGGUCAUUUACAAAAUGCUGUAGUGGAAGCUAAAAAAUGUAUAGAUCAAAUGGGAAAUAGAACAUCUGAAGAAAAAAUUGAAACUAUUCGCUUAUUGAUGAUAUAUGUAGAAGAAAUUCAAAGUCAAUAUAAUGAAUGUUUUGCAGAGGCAGCUAAACAAGACAAAUUGUUAGAGCUUCAACGAAAUGCAAUUCAGGAUCUUCAACAAAAAAUUAUUUCCAUGGAAUACAAUAAUUUCUUAGCUAUUAAUUUUAUUCAUAUUACACAUUAUUUCAUUUUAAAAACAAUACAGGAACAACUGGAAAUUCGUAUAAAUGAUAUUCAAUCUCUGAAAAAUGAGAUAGAUACUCUGAUACAAUCAAAAUGCUAUUUGGAAAAUAAGUAUUUAAAUACAAAAAAACUAUGGCAAGAAGCAGAAGAAAAAUUACAAGAAUUAAGAAAAGAAACAUUAAAAACUGAAUAUAAAAUAAAGAUUGGAGAAGAUAAAGAAUGUCAAUACAAAAUAGAAGUUAAAGAUAAAAGCUGUAUUACUCAAAAUAUAUUUGAUUAUGAAAAUAUAACAUAUGAUAAUAAAAAACAAUGUACAAAUUAUUCAUAUGAACAUGAUUUACAAACAGAAAUUGAAAUUUUAAUUAGAGAAAAUGAAGAUAUGAAAAAGCAAUUACAAAAAUAUAAAUUAGAUUUUGACAUAAUUGAUAAAGAAUUGAAAACAGAAAGAGAAAACGAUAUUUAUAUUCAACAGAUUUCAUUUGAAUUACAGAAAUUAAGAGAUACAGAGUGUUGUUUACAAUAUGAAAAUGAACAACUUAAAUCUGACUUAAAAAAACAAACAAAAAAUACAGAAGAUUUAUUGGAAAAGUUACAGUCUACUCAAGAAAGUAGCACGAAAUUUGAAAAAUUAUUAAAAAAAUUAGAAGACAAACAAAUACAGAUUAAUGAUUUAUGCAGUCAAAUUUCGAAUAAUGAAAUUGUUAUAAAAAAACAAACAGAAAUUAUUGAAGAAUUUGAAAAAAAACUAGAUGUAAAGAACCAACAAAUCAAAGCAUAUUUAUCUGAAUUAAAUGAAGCAGAAGAAGAAAUGUCAACUUUACAUGAAAGAAUACAAUCUCUAAAAACAAUGUUAAAAGAAAAAUCAGAUAAUAUGGCUAAACUUCAAGCAGAUUAUGAAGUGAUAAAGAAUGAUAAUUCUAUAUUAAAAAUGGAGAAUAGCAACUUUGAGGAUAAAACCAAAGAAGAUAUUUGUCAAUUAAAAAUCAUGUUAAAAGACCUUCAAAUGCAAUUAUGCUUUACUGAAAAUAACUAUUGUAGAGUUACCGAAGACUUUAAUAAAGCACAAGAACAAUUAAUCAUAAUGACAAAACGGGAAGCUGAUUUACAAGAAUGUUUAACAAAUAUGGAAAGAGAUUAUUGUUUAAAAUUAUCAAGUAUAGAGAAAGAAAAAGUUAUGCUUGGAAAUUGUUUAGAUAAGCUCAGAGAUGAAUUAGAAGAAAUUCAAACAAGUUAUUCAUCAAAAAGUACUGAACAUUGCAAUCUGCAAGAUAUUUGCAAGUCUUAUGUAGAACAAUUAGAUAUUUUACAACAACAGAUUGAAAAAGAAAGAGAAAAAUUUAAACAAAUAGAAGAAUCAAAUCGCUGUAUAAUACAGCAAUUACAAGAAUACAAAGAACAAAAUAAUGAUCUUGUUAAGGAAAAAUCUAUAAUAGAACAAAAUAAUUGUGAAAUUAUUUCAGAAUUACGAGAGACGCACAAAUCCUUAUUGGAAUUAAAAAGAGAAUGUCAACUGAAAAAUAAGUCUUUGGCUUGUAUAUCAGCAGAAUUAACAGAAACAGCAAUGAGUAGAUCAGAACUUUGUAAUCAAUCGCAAUAUGUUGUUUCUUGUAUACGUAUUUGGAUGGAAGAACAACGAGAAUAUGUAAACAAACUUAGUGCAAAAUUAAAAUCUCAACAACAGGAAUUAGUACAAAUUGGAUUUGAGAAAAAAGUAUUAAUAGAUGAAACAAAGCGGUUAAGACAUAUCAAUCAUGUAUUAAUGCAAAGAUUAAAAAGAGUAUAUCGAUAUAGUAAUAAGAAUGUUAGAAAUGUUUGUGUAGGAUGUCAAAUAUUACCAAAAAAUAUUGAUACACGUUUUCCUGUAAACUCCAAAUAUUUAUCAUCACAGAAGAAACUAAAUUUCAUGAAGGCAACACGACGUAUUUCAGUGUGCAAUAAUGGUUGGUUGUUUCCUAAAAUGAAAUAUUUAGUAAAUGAAUUACAAAAAAAUAAUAUAGAAUGUAGUGAAAACUGUUUUAACAGGAUGAAUACAGAUGUAAGAUUAGAAGAAAAUCAUGAUUGCGGUUAUCAAUCAUCUACGAGUAAAUGAUAUGUAGAAUUGCUAUUAUCUAUUAGAAUGAAAAAGAAUUGUAUUUUGUAAUACACAUACAAAUGAUUAAAUUAUUAAUUUAUCAGACUA
Molecule: messenger RNA, 5984 nt
Organism: Apis dorsata (giant honeybee)
Lineage: Eukaryota; Metazoa; Arthropoda; Insecta; Hymenoptera; Apidae
Exons: 41
Coding region: 159-5894 (1911 amino acids)
Source: RefSeq, a predicted model, not a curated record